Messenger RNA from Heterobasidion irregulare TC 32-1, 366 nucleotides. RefSeq lists its product as uncharacterized. The record is from RefSeq and is a predicted model, not a curated record. Lineage: Eukaryota; Fungi; Basidiomycota; Agaricomycetes; Russulales; Bondarzewiaceae. The transcript has a single exon. The annotation marks the transcript as partial.
CUUGUGGCUCCUCUACUCGAGCACAUGAUCACAGAUGACGUCGAACGUCGCUUCACAGCUUUCGAGGCUCUGCAGUUCUGCGAUGAUAUUAAAUCAAGAGCGACAGAAGAAGAUCUCACCAAAUCUAUUCCUCCACAUAACUAUGAUCGUCCGCUCCAAGUCCCGUGGAGUUCACUUCCUCCAGACUUCGUAGCCCAGUGGUCACUCUGGCGCAACCCGCCUCCAACGUAUCUGACGCGUCUGCUUCGUUGGGCCGAUGCAUUUGACUGGGGACACUUGAUCAUCCAAUCCUUCCGACAAGCUUUUCGUUACCUUGCAGGCUCGAGGCCGGCAUAUAUCAUGGGCCACUGGGAUUAUAUGAAAUGA